Molecule: messenger RNA, 18144 nt
Organism: Penicillium griseofulvum
Lineage: Eukaryota; Fungi; Ascomycota; Eurotiomycetes; Eurotiales; Aspergillaceae
Gene: nrps1
Exons: 8
Coding region: 1-18144 (6047 amino acids)
Molecular function (GO): catalytic activity; phosphopantetheine binding
Source: RefSeq, a predicted model, not a curated record
AUGGCCCAAUCCACCAAAUGCUAUCUUCCUAGGUUCGCUUCGAUGGUGGACGGGCCUAAACGCCCAGUCUCGAUGAAGACGAGACCAACAGCUGCUCAACAUGCGCAGUUAGUAACCGCAUGGAAUGAAGGCCGUCUGAAUCCAAUCCUACGAGCUACGUGGGCGCUCUUGUUACAUUACUACAUCCGCUCCGAGGAUAUAUGCUUCGGUUACCAACAUCUCGACGGCGACUCCUCUCCCAAAUCAUAUGUACAGCGUUCUUCCGGCGUUAACAUUUCCACGAUCCGCAUAUCCAUCAACGACAACGACUCCCUCACAGAAAUUGUAGAUAAGAUGCGCGAAAACAGUCCGAGCCGUCGUGGAAGCUCGGAGGCCGCUUCCGAGCGAUAUCUUCCUUUCAACACCAUCUUCAUGCUGCGCACAUACGACCCACCUGCUUCUCCUUCAAAACCUAUGCUUGCGACAGCUCUCCCGGACGAGUGCCAAGUCCGUCUUCAUGUUAAGGUGCUGCGUGGAGACAUCAGCAUCUUCCUUGAAUGGCGCAAGGGCGACAUGUCUGGGGAGCAAAUGAAGAGUAUUGCAAGCAUUUUCGACCAGCUGCUUGCCAAAGUCCUUUCCGCCGAGAACACCGCUAUUAGCCAGCUUAAUUUGUUCUCCGAGAACGACUGGCAACGCAUCCAGAAGUGGAACUCCACUAUCCCACAGCUCCACGAUCGUUGCAUUCACGAGGCGAUCCACGAACAAAUGUUGAGCGGACCUGAUCGUGAAGCUGUAUGCGCGUGGGAUGGAAGCUUGACGUUUGCCGAGUUGGACCAUCAAGCGUCGAAGCUUGCAUGUUAUCUUCGCAUGCAAGGAGUUGGACCGGAGGUCCGCGUGGCUUUGUGCUUCGAUAAAUCUAAAUGGAACAUCGUCGCAAUGCUUGGCGUGAUGAAGGCCGGUGGAGCCUUCGUCCCGUUGGACCCAACUCACCCAACUUCCCGACUACAAUCUCUCAUCCAAUCGGUUCAGGCACCGGUUGUGUUAUGUUCCCAACAUCUGACUGAAAAACUUCGGACUAUCGUGAAGACUUUAAUACCACUUUGUUCUGAUACACUAGAUCCUCUGUCUGAACCCGCCGACGGUGUCAAUCUUGCAUCGGGUGUAACAAGUCAAAAUGCGGCUUACGUUCUUUUUACCUCUGGAUCAACAGGAGAACCCAAGGGAACCCUCUUGGAGCACCGCGCGUUCCUGUCCGGGGCUAUGGUGCAUGGUCCCGGUCUGAAAAUUUAUCGCGAGUCACGAUGUCUUCAAUUUGCCGCCCACACAUUCGAUGCCAGUUUGGCGGAGAGUUUGACGCCACUCAUUCAUGGUGCAUGUGUGUGUAUUCCAAGUGAGGAGGCUCGCCUCAAUGACAUUGUCACCACUAUCAACGAGAUGCGAGUCACUCAAGCCUGCUUCACGCCAUCAUUUGUCGGCUUUAUUGAAAUUGAGAGUGUCCCGGGACUGGAGAGUUUGGUUCUGGCCGGAGAGGCAAUGUCGCAAUCGCAGCUGGCCACUUGGUCGAAAAUCAAACUGGUCAAUGGUUACGGACCUACCGAGGCCAGUGUCGCAUCCGUGCUCAACUCCAAUGUCACACCUGAAACCGAUUGUAAAGAUAUCGGACUGCCCAUUGGUGUUAGGACUUGGCUUGUGAACCCUGAUAACCACGAUGAACUGGUUCCAGUGGGAUGUCCUGGAGAAUUACUUUUGGAAGGCCCACCCCUGGCCCGGUGCUACGUGAAUAACCCACAAAAGACAAACGAAUCGUUCAUCUACGACCCUGCUUGGACUACCUUGGACCCUGAAAAUCGCCCUAGCCGUAGAUUUUACAAGACAGGUGAUCUUGUCAGGUACAACUCCGACACGGGUGCCCUGAAUUACAUCGGCCGGAAAGAUACACAGGUAAAGGUUCACGGACAACGAAUCGAGCUAGGCGAAAUUGAGAACCAGUUGAGCAAAGCUGUGAACGUCACUCACUGUUCUGUUCUCUUCCCCAAGGCUGGAUUCUCCAAGGGACGGCUGGCGGCAGUUGUCUCAUCCACGGGAUUGCUUGCAGAGCAGUCUGAUUCGGACUUGGAGCCUCUACGACUCGUCUCCGCCUCGAAAAAGGCAGAGCUUGUCCCAGGCAUCCGAGAGCAUCUAUCAGCUCGCCUCCCCACUUAUAUGGUCCCGGCGGUUUGGCUGUGUGUUGAAGCUCUGCCACUUCUGCCAUCAGGGAAACUAGACCGCAAGGGCAUUUCCACUUGGGUCGCAGGUAUGGAGAGUGAUCCGGAUCUCCAGAGAAAUGCCUCUGUUCCAAUCGUGGGCACAGAGGCCUCACAGCCUACCAACGACAGAGAGGAAGCUUUGGCUGCUGUAUAUAGUCGUGUCCUCAAUAUUCCCCUCAACCAGCUUAAUCUAAACGAGAGCUUCCUCGCUCUCGGCGGUGAUUCCAUCGCAGCUAUGACAUGUAUCGGUCUCUGCAAGAAGCGAGGGUUUUCCCUCUCUGUACAGGAGCUGCUUCGCAGCAAAUCAAUCCGCGACCUCGCAACUCGCGCAAAGACAAUCGAUCACCUUACGACUUACGAAGAAGCUGUUGAUGAAGCAUUUAGCCUGUCGCCCAUCCAGAUCCUUCACUUUGGUGUACGAAAGGAGGGUCAAGGCCACUUCAACCAAGGAAUCCUCACUCGUUUGAACAAACCAGUCGAUGAACGAGCUCUGCGCAAAGCUGUCGAAACUUUGGUAUCUCGACACUCCAUGCUCCGUGCACGAUUCACUGACACAGGAUUUGCGACCGCAUCGAGUCAACAUGUAACUCGCGAUAUCAAGGGAUCUUACCGAUGGCGGAUGCACAAUCUUAGCAACAUGGAAGAGGUCAAGAUUCAUGUCGCCGACAGCCAGUCUUCUAUAAACUGCUUCUCUGGGCCGUUACUUGCAGUUGACUAUUUUUCGGUCAAGGGCCAGCCGAAUGUCCUGUCAAUGACAGCCCACCACUUGGUUGUCGAUAUUGUCUCGUGGAGAAUUAUUUUGGAAGAUUUGGAAGACAUAAUCUUAAACCCCGAGAAGACAGAAACCAGUGAUGGCUCCUUGCCGUUCCAGACCUGGUGCCGCCUGCAGAAUGAGCACUGCAAAACCCUCCGCGCUGAGCAGAAAGUUGCAACCGAUGCUCUUGCUGCACCUAACUUUGGUUACUGGGGCCUAAAAGACACUCAAACCACAUAUGGUGAUGUGGAUUGUGCCUCGUUUGAGAUCGACCAGGCCCAUACCAAUUCCAUUCUGCUCGAAUGCCACAAAGCUCUUGGGACCGAGCCAAUUGACCUUUUCCUGGCAGCAAUGCUACACUCAUUUGGCCGAGCGUUUCCCGAUCGCUCUCUUCCAACAAUCUACAAUGAAGGCCAUGGAAGAGAAGUUUGGGAUCCAUCCAUUGAUAUCUCGCACACUGUUGGCUGGUUCACCAUUCUGCACCCAAUCUUCGUCUCUACAUACAAGUCAGACGACCCCAUCGAUACCCUUAUGCAGGUGAAGGACCUUCGCCGUCGUGUGUCAGACAAUGGUCGCGCAGAUUUCACUAGCCGCAUUCUCCCAGCCCAGGACAAUCAAAGUUCCGAGCACCCCCAUCCCUUUGAGAUGUCGUUCAACUACGUUGGUCAACAUCGAGACUUGCAGAGGAAGGACGGUCUCUUCCAGCUUGUUGACCAGAUGGCUGGUGAAGCCGGCCAAGGAGGCGGUGCUGCUGACUUUGGAGUCGAUACUCCCCGCUUUGGUCUGUUCGAGAUCUCUGCCAUGGUCGUGGCUGGGAAGGUUCGAUUCAACUUCUCCUUUAACAAGUACAUGGAGCAUCAGAAUCGCAUUCACCGAUGGGUUUCUGAAUGCCAGGACCUACUUGUAACCCUCGCUGAGCAGCUUCCUACCCUCGCACCCCGUUUGACUCUCAGCUCAUUCCCCCUGCUGUCCUUGAGCUACCCUACCUUGGACAAGUUACUCAAUGAGACAUUGCCUGCUAUGGGCAUCGAGUCCACGAACCUUGUCGAGGAUAUCUACCCUUGUUCCCGCAUGCAGCAGGGUAUCCUCCUUGGUCGCAAGCGAGAUAGCUCCUACUAUGCCGUUCACGAUACCUUCGAAAUUCGACCCACCGGAUCUGGCCAGCCAAACCUAGAUCGCCUGGUAAAUGCAUGGCAGCAAGUCGUUUCUCAUCAUGCGAUGUUCCGCACGAUCUUCGUUGAGAACCUCACUCCUCGGCACCCAUUCUGUCAAGUCGUGCUGAAGAGUUACGACGCUACUCCUGUCUUCUUGCAGUCCUCGGGAGAAGAUGAUGUGCUUGCUACCUUCGAUAGAGAACAGCCUAAGGAUUACAGCGAGCCCGAACCAGCGUAUCGUUUCACUAUUUGCCAAACACCCACUGGCAGAUUGUUCGCCCGUAUUGAGCUCAGCCACGCUGCAAUGGAUGGUAACUCAAUCUCAAUCAUCUUCCGUGACUUGCAGCUUGCAUAUGCCGGAAGACUUGAGGAAAUUCCCCAGCCUCUGUUCAAGAAUUAUAUAGAGUACCUCCAGGAUGCUCCAAAGAAGGCUAGCAUCAACUACUGGCGCUCGUACUUGGAUCAAGCUAAGCCGUGUCACUUCCCCGCCCUCACCGACGGCCAACAAUUGGCCAAGGCACUUCGCUCCAUUCCCGUCAACUUUGGAGCACUCGGCGAACUUCAAGGUGUCUGUGAGAAGCGCGGAAUCACUCUCGCAAAUGUCUUCAACGCCGCGUGGGGUCUUACUCUCCGCGCCUUCUGUGGAUCCGAUGAUGUUUCGUUCAGCUACAUGGCAUCCCUGCGUGAUGUGUCUGCUGAUGGCGUCCAGUGGGUUAUUGGACCAGUCAUCAAUCUUCUAGUCUGCCGCAUGAAGGUUGAUGAUGACGCGAAGCUCAGCGAUGUGCUGCACCAAAUUCAGAACGACUACAUGGAAAGCCUUCCCUACCGCCACACUUCACUCAUCGACGUUCAACAUGCUUUGAAGCUGUCCGACACCAAUCUGUUCAACUCUGGUGUCUCCUACCGCCGGCUUCCCAGUUCUAAGGAUGCUAUCAGCAGUGAGAUCGAGUGUGUCGAGGUUGGCUCGAUCCACGAUCCCGCUGAGUUCCCAGUCUUUAUCAACAUCGAGGCCAUGGACUCUACUGCCCGCAUUGAUCUCAACUACUGGACUACCAAUCUCUCUGACUCACAGGCUGCCAAUGUGGCCAAUACAUAUCUUCGUUGCCUCGAGAAUAUUGUUUCAAAUAUUGACGGCCAACUUCGCGAGCUAGACAAUUUGAGCGAGGAUAACAGAUCCCAGAUUAUGGCGUGGAAUAGCAAGUAUCCUAAGCCCUUUGAGAAAUGCGCCCAUCAAGUUGUCCAAGAGAUGGCCAAGAAGCGCCCUGAUGCGUUGGCUGUCACUGCUUGGGAUGGAAACUUGACUUACUCUAAGUUGGAUCAAUUCUCCUCUCGGUUAGCAAGUUACCUCGUCACCUUCGGCGUCGGCCCUGGCACCCUGGUCGCCAUCUGUUUCGAGAAGUCUGUGUGGAACAUGGUCUCCACCUUGGCAAUCAUGAAAGCUGGUGGUGGCUGUAUCCCAGUCGACACACCCCGGAGCCUGGAGCUUGUUGAGCAAUGGAUUGUCGAUAACGCCGUGCAAGUCGCCCUGGCCUCCCCGGAAAACGCACAUGUCCUCGAGGAUGCCGUACCGUACGUGAUUCCUGUGAGCGAGUCUCUCCUCGAGUACCUCGCAGACGAGGUCCUCAACCCCGCGGCACAAUCAUCCGACAUUGCAUACGUUGCUAUGACUGCGGGCACAUCUGGCCCCGCUAAGAGUGUCAUCCUUGACCAUUCAGCUCUCAUGACCCGAGCUGAGGCGUUCGCUACCACCAUGGCAAUUGCCGAUGUGUCUAGGACUCUGCAGUUUGCACCCCAUACAUCCGAUGCAUUCAUCCUCGAGGCAUUCGGUACUUUCAUGUGGGGCGGCUGCGUUUGCAUCCCGGCUGAUAUUGCUCCCUCUAACUUGGCCACAUCUAUCAAUACACUCCAUGUUAAUGUUGCUAGCAUCACACCGACAGCUGCAAGUUUCUUCUCGCCGAAGGAUGUCCCAGGACUGCGAUCCAUUGCCUUCGGCGGUGAAGUUGUUUCUCAGAGCGUUCUCGACCGCUGGCAGACUGAUGAUCUCCAACUGCAGGUUUUGUAUGGAACAUCUGAGAGCUCGGCUGCUUGUUUCCACGUCUUUUGUUCUCAGGACGAAAACGGGGCUGCUCUUAUUGGAAAGAGCACGUCUUGCAUUUCGUGGGUAGUUGACCCAUCCAACCAAGAUUGCCUUGUCCCGAUAGGUAGUGUUGGAGAAUUGGUACUCGAGGGUCCUGUCCUUGCGCGCGGGUACCUCGACAACCAGUCCAUCGAGAGCUGCGAUUUCUUCGAGAACGCUGCUUGGCUCAGGGCAGAGGGUCAACACCGUCUGUUCAAGACCGGGGAUCUUGUUCGAUACAAUUCCGAUGGCUCCCUAGUUUUCGUCGGCCGAAAGAAGGAUAAGAAUGUAUCCGCCUUGGCUAGCGAGCUUAUUCAAACUCAGGCCUGCAUUGAUGCCUUCGUUGACCACAACAAAAAGUGCGUGGUACAGAGUGUCCAGCUGCAAUGUGAGGAUAUCAAGACCAAUGCUCUCGUUGCUUUCGUGGUUGCUUCGGACACAACUCCAGUCACUUUUGGAGAUCACAUCCUUAUCCUCCAAUCCCCGACUCCCAUCCUGAAAGACGGCAUUGCUAGCCUGCAUUCCAGUCUGAGUACCAGUCUUCCUGGCAGCAAGGUUCCGAGUAUCUACAUCCCCAUCUCUUCCCUCCCCUUGACCAUCUCUGGAAAGCUAAACCGCCAGGCCCUCCAAAACGAAACACAAGCCCUUUCAAGGAGUGCCAUCGAGGCCUUCGACAUAAAGCGUUGGAACGGAUCCAAGGCUACUAACCGGACUUCACAACAUCACAGUCUCUCAGAGGGUAAUAUCGCCUUCUGGAAGGAGUAUCUCGGAGAUGUUGAACCCUGCAUUUUCCCGGCGCUCUCCCAUGAUGCAAUCGAUAAUGGCCGGUCCACCCGCACGCUCAACAAGCAGACAGCCAAUAUCCACGCCUUCAGCAGAAUGGCUGGCCUCCCUGCUGAAACUCUCUUCCAGUUUGCCUGGGCCAUUGUCCUCCGGUGGUACACUGGCUCGGAUGAUGUGUGCUUUGGUUAUUCCACCUCAGCCUUGGAGACGAGAUUGGACGCCGAAGGCGUUGCUGCCUGCCGUUUCUUCGUCCAGAACGAUCAAAAGCUGCAGCAGACUCUUCAAAAAGCAAAGAAAGACUCGGAGAACAGUGCAUUGAAUGCUGCUGCUUUGGAUGCAGUCAAACAUCAGCUUGGACUUGAUGAUACAACCAUCUUCAAUACCUCCUUGAUCUAUCGCCCAGCUUCCACUAUUCCCAAAGGAAGCACCCGUGAACCAACCACCUCCAGUGCUUAUAAGAUUGUUGUUGAAGCCCAAGUCUCGCAUUCAUAUGCGGAGAUCCACUUCAACUACUCCUCAGCGACCCUUUCCUCCUUCCAGGUCAGCCAUGUUAUGGCCAUGUUUGACCAAGUGUUGGACGACCUAAUCGCUCACAACCUCCAUGACCGUGUCAUUGGAGAUAUCAAUGUGCUAUCUGAGCGCUCGAUCCGCCAGAUACGUGACUGGAAUGCCGCAUCGCCCCCUAGAGUCGAGAAGUGUGCCGACGAGCUCAUCCAGCAGCAGGCCCUUCUUCACCCUCGCGCAGAAGCCAUCUGCUCUUGGGACAAGAAUUUCACUUAUGGACAGCUUGAGAUUGUCUCCAGUCGCUUGGCUCGCCAUCUCUCUAGUAUUGGAGUCAAGCCCGAAGUUUUCGUCGUCCUGUGCUUCGAAAAGUCAGCUUGGGCUGUUGUUGCCCAGCUGGCUGUUCUGAAAGCAGGCGGAGUUUUUGUCUCAAUUGACCCAACCCACCCCGAGUCUCGACUCAAGAUGCUCAUCGAUGAAAUUGGCACUAAACUUGUCUUGUGCUCAUCUUCAGUCCACACCAAAGUUUCGAAGCUGUGCGCGAAAUCGUUCGCUGUCUGCCAGACUUCGAUCUCCCAACUUUCUGACUCGCCUUUGGCCUUGCCUGGUGUCCGUGCUACUCCGAACAAUGCUGCGUAUGCUAUCUUUACCUCGGGCACUACUGGAAAGCCAAAGGCCACUGUUGUUGAGCAUACCGCCCUUAGCACCACCGCCAUCGCCAUGAUCGAUGCCCUUAACAUGAACUCCACAACCCGUGCUUUGCAAUUCUCUAACUACACGUUUGACGUCAGCAUUCUCGAGAUCAUGAUGGUUCUUAUGACGGGUGGUUGUGUGUGUAUUCCCAGCGAGGAGGAACGUAUGAAUAACAUGGGUGGUGCCAUUCGCCGCAUGGAAGCCACCUUCAUGACGGCACCUCCUGCUAUUGUCAAUACUCUAGAGCCGAAGAAUGUGCCCUCCCUCAAGGUCAUUAUCACAGGCGGCGAGAAGAUGCCCGCAAACCACAUCGGCCGCUGGGCAGACCGGUGCGUUAUCAACGCGUAUGGCCCAUCGGAGGCCACCGUCGUCGCCACUGUUGGUGUCAAGGUUGAUAUGGAGGGUAACCGCGUCAAUAACGACCCCACCUCCAUUGGAACAUCUUCAAACUGCAGAGUCUGGAUUGUGGAUCCAAACAACUCCAACCGUCUGCUGCCCGUUGGCGCUGUUGGUGAAUUGAUUCUUGAAGGAAGCAACAUUGCGCGUGGAUACCUUGCCAACGAAGAGAAGACCAAGGCCGCCUUCUUCGAGAAGCCUGCUUGGAACCGGCAUACUGGGUUGCAAGGAGUGUUCAAACGAAAUGACCGCAUGUACCGCACUGGUGAUCUUGUUCGCUACAACAGCGAUGGCAGCCUAGCCUUCAUCUCCCGCAAAGACACUCAGAUCAAGUUCAAUGGCCAGCGAAUUGAACUAGAGGAGAUCGAACAACAAUGUCUCCAAUGCCUGCCCGAGGACUCGCAGGUGGCUGUUGAUGUCGUUGUGCCCGAGGAACGCACCAUCGCCAAAGGCCUCGCCGCAUUCUUUACCGUCCAUGAUCCUGAAUCCAACGGGGGAAGCAGCGAUCAAUUUACUCCCACUGUUCCUGGAGCUGACCCACUGCUACUACCCAUCUCUGUGUCUAACAUGGAUGCCAUUCAGAAGCUGAAGAGCUCUCUGCCGGAACUUCUUCCUCAGAGCAUGAUGCCCCGACUCUUUUUCCCUAUUCGCAACUUGCCUUUCACGUCCUCGGGGAAGAUUGACCGCCGAAGACUGCGGGCUAUGGUUCAAGGCUUGUCUAAGGAGACCCUCAAGUCUUACAUAACUUUCGACACCUCUAACCGAAGGGAGGGCUCUUCAGCCACAGGCCUCGAGGUCAGGCUUGUGGCCCUUGUGGAAAAGACCCUCGAGCUUGAGGCAGGCUCUGUGACGGCAGAUGACAGCUUUUUCGGUCUCGGUGGUGACUCUUUGUCCGCCAUGAACCUCGUGGGCGCUGCUCAAGCUGAAGGUAUUGCACUUACCGUCUCCAGCAUCUUCAAUUCCCCAAUCUUGGUGGACAUGGCCAAGACCUGUGUCGUGUCCGAUGGAGCUGCUGAAGUUGAGCAAGAAAGCAUCAAGGCAUUCUCCCUGUUACCUUCGGGGGUCCACCUCGAGACCCUGAUGGACGAAAUCAGCGAUAGCUGCGAAGUGUCUAAGGACCUUGUCAGCGAUGUUUACCCAUGCAGCGCUGUGCAGGAGGGUCUUCUAACGCUCUCCAUCAAGCAUAACGGUGCUUAUGUUGCGCAGCCUUCAUUCCGCCUUGCUGCUGGCAUUGAUGUGAGCAAAUUCAAACAAGCCUGGCAACGAACCGUCGCAGACUUGGAAAUUCUUCGCACUCGCAUCGUCCACACCGAAGCUAUGAACUUUGCUCAAGUUGUCCUGAAGGAUAGCCCCAUCUCCUGGGUCCAAGCUGAGUCCUUCGAUGCGCUUCCCAACGACAUCCUUCACUUGCCCAAGCAAAAUGGUGCGGCUUUAACUGGUUAUGCCAUGGUGCAACCUCGUGGCUCAUCUGAUAGUUACUUCGUGUGGUCUGUUCAUCACGCCCUUUAUGACGGCUGGAGUAUUCCUUUGGUAUUCCGCAAGGUCGAAGAGAACUACUUCGGCUCGCAGGCCAAGCGUGCUGGAACCCCUUACAGUUUGUUCAUCGACUACCUGGUAAAGAAGGACAUGAAGGAGUCCGACACUUUCUGGAAAUCAUACCUGGCUGACCUGUCGAGCACUCCUUUCCCUCAUAAUAAGAGUGCAGUGGCUGACGCCAUGCGUGCUGGUAACACCCAGUACCACAGCAUGAAGAUUUCUCGCACCCGCAACAGUGUUGAUUUCACAAUCCCUGUUCUCAUGCGGGCUGCAUGGGCAAUUAUCAUUGCGACACACACUGCCUCUGGUGAUGUGUGCUUUGGCGAGACCUUGUCGGGUAGAAAUAUCGAUCUUCCCGGUGUUGCAGAUAUUGCAGGUCCUGUUCUGACUACAGUGCCCACCCGUAUACAGGUCGACAAUGCCAUGUCCACUAUGGAGUAUUUGCAGAAGAUUCACCAGUCGACCACAGAGAUGAUCCCGCACUUGCACUCUGGUCUUCAGCGCAUCCGGCAGCUGAACAAGGAUACCGCCACGGGCUGCGACUUCAAGAACCUGCUUGUGAUCCAACCGGGUGAUGGUGAGCUCGACAACAAGAUCUGGAUCGAUGAGAAACGUCAAACAAGCGAAGACUUCUUCACCCACCCUCUUGUCGUCGAAUGUGGUGUUACCAAAACGAGCAUCUCCUUCACCGUCCACCACGAUGAGCUCGUCAUCAAUGGAUGGCAAACCAAGCGGAUUACCGAACAAUUUGCGCACGUUCUACAACAAUUGAUCAACAUGCCCAAGAACAGUACGAGCACGCUCGAUGAUUUGGAGGUCAUCAGCCCCGAAGACAAGGCUGAAAUUGGUACAUGGAACCAACGUAUCCCGCUGACAGUGGAGCGGACUGUCCAAGAUUUCAUUCGCGAGAAGUGCGACGAGACUCCUAACGCACAGGCUGUUUGUGCUUGGGAUGGCGACCUUACCUACAAAGAAUUCUGGACCCUCGCAUCUGGAUUCGCCAACUACCUGGUCUCUCGCGGAGUUGGCCCAGAAGUAUUCGUCCCAGUUUGUCUGGACAAGUCGGCUUGGGCGAUGGUCACCCUCAUCGCUAUUCUCAUCGCUGGUGGUGGGUACGUGCCUUUGGAUCCCUCCCACCCAACCUCGCGACACGAGGAGAUUCUCGCCGACGUGGGUGCCAACAUGAUAUUGUGCACUCCCAACUAUACAAACCGCUAUAGCAGGGUCGUGAAGACUGUGAUCCCCAUUAGCAAGGAAACCAUCAAGGCCUAUGGCUGCCUCAAAUCAGCUUCCCGUCGUCGCACUGAAGUCAAGCCCUCCAAUAUGGCCUAUGCUCUAUUCACCUCUGGUAGCACUGGUCGAGCCAAGGGAAUCAUUGUUGAGCACCGCAAUGUGGUCAGCAGUAUCAUGGCAUUCGCGCCGUGGGUCCGCAUGGAUGCAACCUCGAGAGUAUUCCAAUUUGCUUCUCUCACUUUCGAUGCUGCUGUUAUGGAGACUCUUGCGAUCCUCAUGGUGGGAGGUACCAUAUGUGUGCCCAGCGAGGACGACCGUCUCAACGAUGUUGCUGGCGCCAUCCGUAGACUCAAUGUCACUUGGACUUUCCUCACCCCUUCAAUUGCUAGCAUCAUUGAGCCCGCCUCGGUGCCUUCUCUAAAACAUCUCGUUUGUGGUGGUGAGAAAAUGUCUAAUGAAGUCAUCACCAAGUGGGCCAACUCUGUUCACCUCAUGAAUGGGUACGGACCGACCGAAACGUGUGUCUUUGCUGUGGUCGAUACUGCAGUGGCCGCCAAUCGUGAUCCUGGGCGCAUCGGUUACGGUAUUCCCAGCACUCUCACCUGGAUUGUUGACCCCGACAAUCACGAUCGACUUACUCCCCUGGGUGCAAUCGGCGAACUUGCACUUGAGGGUGCUCCUUUGGCCAGAGAGUACCUCAAAAACCCUGAGAAAAACGCAGAAGCAUUCACCUCGGACCCCUCUUGGAUCAAGGACUUCACUCCCGCGGUUCCAGGUCCUCGCCGAAUCUACAAAACUGGUGAUCUUUGCUACUACAACCCAGAUGGUUCCAUUCAGUACAUCAGCCGGAAGGAUCACCAGGUCAAGUUACAUGGCCAACGGAUGGAGCUUGGUGAAAUCGAGCAUCGCCUUUCUGAGGAUGCUCUUACCCGCCACGCUGUCGUCGUUCUCCCCAAGAAUGGCCCACUUAAGCAGCGCCUGGUCACUGUCAUGUCGUUGAACAGUGUCGCAGCCGAUACUAAGCUAAUUUCUGACAAGCCCUGCGAGCUUGUUGAUGAGGACGAGCUUGAACGUCAUGCUUACAAUGAGCUGGUUGAAGUCCAGCAGAAUCUUGAGAACCAACUGCCCAUUUACAUGGUCCCGCAGACUUGGGCUCUCAUCAAGAAGCUUCCCAUGCUUGUUUCUGGAAAGCUUGACCGAAAGAAGAUCACCGCCUGGGUUGAGGAUAUUGAUGAUGCAUCUUACGAGCGCAUCAUGGCGGAUUACGAUCGUAUCAAGCGUGGCAAGACUGAAGAGAAGCCACAAGAAAAGGAAGAGCAGAAUGGAUCGCUCAAUAUCGUCCGCCAAAUCUUUGCACAGGUGUUGAAUAUCUCCCUACAGAAGGUCAAUGUCGACCGUUCUUUUGUCAGCUUGGGCGGCGACAGUAUUACUGGAAUGGCUGUCAUUUCUCGCGCUCGCAAGCAGGGACUUGUUUUGACACUACACGACAUUUUGCAGAGCAGGUCUGUGAAGGAACUUGCUCAAACCGCGAGUUCCAAGGCACCUGUCUCUCAGCGCGAAGAGAAGUCUGGUGAAGGAUUUGCGCUUUCACCUGUCCAGAAGCUCUACUUCCAGAGCUCGGACUACUUCAAGGGCGACGCUCGCUUUAACCAGAGCAUGACUGUUCGCAUCGCUCGCCGCUGCGAGGGCGAAGUCCUCAAGCGCGCUCUCAAGGCUGUCAUUAGCCAGCAUGCUAUGUUUAGGGCACGCUUCAGCAAAUCAAGUGACGGCACCUGGCAACAGAAGACUACAGCGGAGGUCGAUGAAUCUUUCCAAUUCCGCGUUCACUCUGUCAAAGAUACCCGGGACAUGGUUCCCAAGGUUGCUGAGAGUCAAAAUUGCCUGGAUCCUAUCAAUGGGCCUAUUCUGGCAGUCGACCUCUUUAACCUUCGUACGGGCGGUCAGGUUUUAUUCCUUGUCGCUCACCAUCUCUGUAUUGACAUGGUAUCGUGGCGCAUCGUUCUCCAGGACCUCGAAGAACUCGUUGUCUCUGGAUCUCUUUCACUUGAAAAGGCACUGUCCUUCCAAAGCUGGUGUGCCAUGCAGACUGAGAGAGCCAAGACGCACGACGCUGCUAUCGCUCUGCCAUUCACCCCUGAGAAGCCAAACUUGCUUUACUGGGGCAUGCAAGACGCGCCUAAUGUGUAUGGAGAUAUCAAAAUGGAAUCCUUCACGUUGGGCGAGGAUACUACCAAGUUUAUCUUGGAUGGCUGCCACGGCGUCUUCAGGACUGACACUGUGGACAUCUUGCUGUCUGUCAUAAUUUACUCAUUCGGUCACACUUUCACCGAUCGCAAGGUGCCGACUAUCUAUAACGAAGGACAUGGCAGAGAACCCUGGGAAGCCGACAUUGAUCUUUCAAGAACAGUUGGCUGGUUUACCACCAUGGCGCCUUUGUUGGUGGAAUCUGAGGCUCGUGCCCUCAACGACAUUAUCAAGCGUGUCAAGGACACCAGACGCAAGAUCGCCGACAACGGGCGUCCUUACUUCGCCAAAAGUCUACUCCAGGAUCAGGCUGCCGAUUUCCCUGUCCCGUUGGAAAUCCUGUUCAACUACCUGGGCAAAAUGCAGCAACUUGAGCGAGCCGACUCGCUCUUCCAUCACCAUGGUAGCGUCUUCGAUGGCUCGGACUUCGCUGUCGCAGGUGACAUGGGCCCCCAGACUGCUCGUUUCGCUCUAUUCGAAGUAUCCGCUAUUGUCAUAAAAGAACGUCUUAAUGUUGCUUUCACUUACAACACCAAAAUGCAACACGAGGGCUCCAUUCGCCGCUGGAUUCUUAAGUGCAAGCAGACCCUCGAGAAGGAUAUCCUCACAUUGAAAACGGCUACUCCCGAACCCACCCUCAGCGACUACCCGCUGCUCCCAAUCAACUACCACGGUCUGCAGAUGCUCACCGCCAGCACCUUCCGCAAAGCUGGCAUUCGGAACAAGGAUCAAGUCGAGGACAUUUAUCCCUGCUCUCCCAUGCAGGAGGGCCUCUUGCUCAGCCAGCUCCGCGAUCCCAAUGCCUACAUGUUCCAUACUGUGUUUGAGAUCAAGGAUGGGAAAUCUGGAAAGGUCGAUGCUGAAGGAGUUACCCGUGCCUGGCAAAGACUCGUCGACCGUCAUCCUGUUCUGCGAACUAUUUUCAUCGAUAGCAACUAUACUGGUGGAUCCUUCGAUCAACUUGUGCUCAAGAACCUUUCUGAUAAUAUCCUCCGUGUCGAAUGCCGCGAUUCGCAGGUAGAGGAGAAACUGGCUGCCGUCUCCCUUCGUGACAUGAACGGGAUGCGCCAAUCGAAGCUUUCUCACCAACUGACUGUCUGCAAAACGGAUACCGGUCGUGUGAUCCUGAAGCUUGAGAUUAACCACGCCAUUAUCGAUGGUGGUUCCGUGGAUGUACUUCUCCGUGACCUGACUCUCGCCUAUGAGCGAAAGAUUUCCGAGGGUUCAGGACCUCGCUUCAGCGACUAUAUCAAGUUCAUCAGAACUCAGAGCCAGAGUGACGCCCUCAGACACUGGAAACAAUACCUCGGUGGAGUCCACCCAUGUCAUCUCGCUCCGUCGGCUGUGUUCGAAGCCAAGAGAGAACUCAAGGGUGUCAUGAUGAACUUCCAGCGAUUCCCUGAGCUGCUCAAGUUCUGCGAGCGCGCCUCCGUGACUCUCGCCAACCUGACCCUAUCCGCCUGGGCCAUCGUGCUGCGCCAGUUCACUGGCUCCGAUGAUGUUUGUUUUGGAUAUCUUUCUGCGGGCCGCGAUGCCCCUGUCAAUGGCAUUCAGGAUAUGGUUGGAAUAUUUAUUAAUAUGCUCUGCUGUCGAGUCCAGUUCUCUGACCAGCAGACCCUGACUGAUGUGUCCAAGAGUGUUCAAGAUGAUUAUAUUCGAUGCAUCCCUCAUCAAAGCUGCUCUCUGGCAAGCAUCCAGCAUGAGCUUGGCUGGCAGGGACAGUCCCUGUUCAAUACUACUUUGUCAAUCCAGAACCACUCCGUUGCGGGUGGUCCCAAGGACAAGGGACUGUCCUUCAAUCUUCAGCAUGCACAUGACCCGAGCGAGUAUGCGGUUACUGUGAACGUUGAGAUUGCCCGAGGGCAGGAGGGCAUUCUUUUGAGAUACUGGAACGAUAUUGUGUCGGAUGAUGAGGCACAGACUUUGGCUGACACAAUCGCCAAAGUCUUCACUGGCUUCAUUGAAUCCCCGGCUGCGACUCUGUCGCAAUCGACAUUCGCUUCCGAGUCUGAACCUGAGUCAGUUGAUUGGGACCGCUCCCAAUCUACACUCGCUGAAAAGGCAAAGUCGACCGGAGAGAUGAUUGACAGUGCUGCUAUCCAGAAAAUUAUUGAUGAUCGUGUUCAUGAAAUUAUUGGUCGAAUGUUGAGAGAAGGAAAACUGACGGUGCCUCCCAUUCGUACGGAUGGGUUGCCAAGGUACGGUGGUCCUACAGACGCCAUCGCGAGCUCACCGUACCAGUUAGGUAUAGAAGGAGAAGAUGACUCGGGUGUUUCUUCGGCGGCUUCCCGCCCCAGUGAGGAUGGGAUGUCGGCCGAUGUGGAAAGGAAAUUGUGGAAUCUUUGGAGCACAGCUCUUGGCCUCUCACCCAACGUGGUGAGACACCAGGAUAGCUUCUUCAAGUUGGGCGGUGACAGCAUCACCGCUAUGAAGAUGGUCAGUGCCGCUCGGGAAGAGGGCCUGGUACUUACUGUUGCAGAUGUCUUCAACAAUCCUGUCUUUGAGGACAUGCUAACAACAGUGCGGGCCGCCAAUGUCACUCAGCAGAUGCUGAAUGCUGACCUCAAGUCUGGCGGCCACAAGGAGGUUGAUAGUGAUUUACUGAAUAUCACGCCGACGACACUGGGGCCCACCCCCUCUUCUGAGAGCCUCGAAGUUCUCAGACCAUCGUGCGUCGACGAUGCCGCGGUGCAGAGCGGUAUCUGUCCCAAGAUCGGUGUCUUCAAGGGUGGCAUCGCAGAUGUUCUCCCUGUCACCGACUUCCAGGCGAUGUCUCUAACGGCUACUCUCUUCAAGUCCCGAUGGAUGCUUAACUACUUCUAUCUUGAAGGCAACGGUCCCCUGGACCUCAGACGCCUUCGCGAGAGUUGCUUGAAGGUUGUCGCUGCAUUUGAUAUUCUGCGCACAGUCUUCGUGUGCUUCCAUGAUCAGUUCUUCCAGGUCGUGUUGCGCAAGAUCCGUCCCAGCAUCUUUGUUUACGAGACCGACCGCGCUCUUGAUGAAUUCACCAUGACUCUUCAACAGAGAGAUCGCGAGUACGGACCCCGCGAAGGUGAGCAGUACGUGCAGUUCUACGUUGUCAAGAAGAAGGGCAGCGACCAGCACCGUAUCUUGAUCCGCCUUUCCCACACUCAAUACGAUGGAGUGUGUCUGCCGAAGAUCAUGGCUGCCAUUAAGCAUGGAUAUGAAGGCACCCCGUUACCCCCGGUUACUCCCUUCGCUGGCUACCUGCGACAGUUGCCAGGCACAAUCACCCCAGACCAUUACCGCCAUUGGACCAAUCUCCUCAAGGGAUCCCAUAUGACCCAAGUUGUCCACAGGAAGGGUACCAGCAUGUUCCAGAACGUUGGAGCAUUCACCGAGAUUCACAGAAAGAUUGAGAUCUCGCCCACUGCCCUUGGAAAUGUCACUAUCGCAACCGUCAUGCAGGCUGCCUGGGCCCUGGCCCUUGCCAAACUUUCCGCUCAGUCCGAUGUUGUCUUCGGUCUGACCAUCAGCGGUCGCAACGCCACAGUACCCGGUAUUGAGAACACUGUCGGCCCAUGUGUCAAUGUCAUCCCGGUGCGCGUGAAUCUCAGCGAGCACUGGACCGGUGUCGAUCUCUUCCGCUACCUCCAAGACCAGCAAGUCUCCAACAUGCCUUUCGAAUCCCUAGGCUUCCGCGAGAUCAUCAAGCAGUGUACCGACUGGCCUGACUGGACCUACUUUACUACCUCAGUCUUCCACCAGAACGUCGACUACGAAGGAACCAUGCAGCUUGACAACAACAAAUACCGCAUGGGUGGUGUCGGUGUCAACGACAACCUAGCCGAUCUAACCAUGGUGUCUCGCCCCUCCGGUGAACGCGGCCUCGAUGUAACCCUAGGCUACUCCGAAAAGGGACCUAUAAUGCCAUUCUUCGCAUCCAAGGUCCUCGAUAUGGCCUGCGAGAUCGCACAAUCCCUCGUUGCAAACCCAACCGCCGCACUGCCCUCCGCCGGUAUGCUGCGCUCUCUUCCACCUCAGACAAUUGACGACCUGCCUCGACCAACAGACGAGCACUUCCUCAGCGCACACCUCAAGUCGCGCUCCAUCGCAGAGCUACUUGUUCAUUCGGACAUUCUGUCUCGCUCAUGGCACCAGGUCCUACCCAGCCGCAACACCCCGGCCCGCAUCGACCCAGAGCCUGAAACUCCCACCCACCAAUCCGCUUUCCAGUUGGACUCGUCUUUCUUCGACCUCGGCGGUGACGUCUUCAAUCUGGCCCAGCUUACCUGGCUCCUUGAGCAAGAGGGGUUGAAAGUCCGUCUCGAGGAUCUUAUUGAACAUCCUUCUUUCCUCGGCCAAAUGGCCGUGCUGGCCUUGCAUAACGCCAAGCACCAGGACGAUAUUCCAACAGAGCUUCUUGCUACCGGUGCUGCAUCGCCUGAUCCUGUCUCUCGUGUUGAAAAGAAGAAGACAUGGGAGAAGGCUAUGACCAUUGCGCGGAGAUUGACUGGACGCACAAGCGUAGUCUCUACUCGAGCUUGA